Messenger RNA from Hymenoscyphus albidus, 1117 nucleotides. NCBI's taxonomy places the organism in Eukaryota, Fungi, Ascomycota, Leotiomycetes, Helotiales, Helotiaceae. The record is from the annotation of a GenBank genome assembly.
AUGCCGCCAUUAGCGCCCCAAUCCUCAAGUGACGAUUACGCGCUUCGUCGGGACUAUCUUGCAUCCUCAAGGUCAGUAUAGACUAGCCACAAAUAACACUAAUGAUACCAUUCCUGACGGCUGAUAAAUCAAGACUCAAUAUUCAGUCCCGCCUAUGGAGAGAUUCUCUUGGAUAUACAAUACACCCCUGUAUCCCCAAGUUACAGGAUGAUGCUCGUAUAGCAGACAUUGGAACUGGUACUGGGUAAGUGAUGGCAAAAUCGUUGAAGAGGCCUAUUCUGACUAUGCUUGCAGCACUUGGAUGGUUGAAUUCGCCUUACAAAAGCAAUCCACAACCAUUCAGCUCGACGGUUUCGAUAUUGACAUAUCGCAGUGCCCUCCAUCUCAGUGGCUGCCACCAAACAUAGAGUUUCGUCUGUGGAAUGCCUUUAAUGAUGUCCCUACAAGUCUUCAUGGUGUAUAUGACUUAGUUCAUAUUAGAUUGUUUAUGAUAAAUAUCAAAAAUAAUGAUCCUUCAGCCAUAAUUCAGAAUGCUUACAAGAUGCUGAGUUUGUUUACCUGAUGAAUACGUUUGUCGAUAUCUUACUAACGAACCAUAUGCGUAUUAGAGCCAGGAGGAUGGCUUCAAUGGGAAGAAGUUGACAACACAAACAAUCAUCUUGUCAAAUUAGAUGACUCUCUGGAGGUACCAGCGAUGGAAUCGCUACUGAACUACAUCCAUGUAGGAUCAAGAAACCACCGUGGAGGUGACGAGUAUGUUACCAGUAGUAGUCUUCUGAUUUUGCUGAUUCUUCAUAGAUGGUUUCUAAACAUAGUGAACACCCUCGGGUCCAGUGAUUUUGCAAAUGUUACCUUGAAACCUCAUGAGGAUCCCCCAAUCCUUCGACGCUGGGUUUUUGAAACGUGAGCUGAUAUGUAUUCUUUUUAAUGAUAAGAUGUUAACAUCGCGACCUCUAGCUGGCUUUUGACCCUGGAAGAGUUUUCUACGACAAAAUUGAGAGGAACAGAGCAGGAGACUACCAACUUGCGACUCAUAAAAGAGGCAUAUGAAGAAUCUAAGCUGGGGGCAGUCAUUCAACUUGGAAAACUAGUUUGCAUUGCUCAAAAGCUCGGGUAA